This is a messenger RNA of Verticillium dahliae VdLs.17, 585 nucleotides long. RefSeq lists its product as uncharacterized. Bases 1 to 585 code for a protein of 194 amino acids. The transcript has 3 exons. NCBI's taxonomy places the organism in Eukaryota, Fungi, Ascomycota, Sordariomycetes, Glomerellales, Plectosphaerellaceae. The record is from RefSeq and is a predicted model, not a curated record.
AUGCAGACGCGUCCAUCACCUAUCGACUGUGACUAUUGUUUGUUGUCAUUGCCGCUGCCGCUGUUUCUGCCGUCCAAGUACAUUUUCAUCCACGUUCAUCCAGCGGCUUCGUUGCCGAUUGGUACUCGCGCCGCCGAUUUGCCGCUCCGAACCCUCACAGCGCUUACGAGGUCCAGCCACAUCGUCAGGGGCGGCGUCAGGCCAAGUAAAGAUCCCGCCCUCUGGAACCAACUGCCAUGCUGUGCGCUCGCUCUGGCCUCGUUCCAAGUGUUGCGUUGUGCACAAUGUUUGUUUAGAUAUCCACGGAUCAUCUUCCAGCUCGGGAGGCGCUCCCAGUCCGAGUCGGCGGCUGGUACGGGCGUACUCGCCAUGCCGCUGUACGCCAGAGGAGACCUUCUCCGGAGAGGUUGCUCACCCGCUCGACUUCCAAAGUACGAGUCUGAACCAGAUGAAAGUGAGGGGUCUGACUCAGGUCGCGACGUUGCAAGGCUGCAGUUCGACAUGUGCGGGAGAUCAUCCUCAUCUGUCGUCGAGUUGGUGGAGCGAGUAGGGCUGGCAACGUUCAGCUCGACUUCGGGAGCUUGA